Messenger RNA from Aspergillus wentii DTO 134E9, 1326 nucleotides. RefSeq lists its product as uncharacterized. The record is from RefSeq and is a predicted model, not a curated record. The coding region runs from base 77 to 1222 and encodes 381 amino acids. The transcript is spliced from 2 exons. Lineage: Eukaryota; Fungi; Ascomycota; Eurotiomycetes; Eurotiales; Aspergillaceae.
UGAGCCUUCUGUCAUCAUCAUUGCUGAGUUGUCGCUUUGGAGAUGCAGCAGGGAGAUUUUGACAGCCCAGUAGAAAAUGAUUGAACUCGGGAUCUCGUUCGGAACGAUCAAAUCCGUCUUGAUCUUCUUCGCUCCCAUUCUCAUCCCUCGCGCGAUCAACUUUUAUCGGAGUCUGAGAGCCACAGCAGCUCAGCGACCGUCUCUCCGUCCUCUCCCUCAUACCUCCGCUCGCGCCCUCAAUGUCCUCUUCGGUGCGGUCGUCUUCUUCCUGCUCCUGAGCCUGCCGUUCAACCCACAUGCUCCGAACCCGAAUAUCUUCGCCCAGACGCGCUCGCGCCUCAACACACCGACAGAUGUCAUCUUUAGUCGGUUGACACGGUUCCGACCAGAGAAUACCCUGACCGCCGCAGACACAUUAUUGCAGUCCAAAUUCACGUCCGUCGGGGCGCGCAAGGUGUAUCUUCGAUUCGGACCGGAUGCGUUGACAUCAUGUCAGUUCUGCUCGCUCGAUAAUCCCGACACAUACCUCCUCUACUUUUUGCCUUUCAACACGCUGCUUCCACACCUUUUGCACAUGGUAAUUUUGGGCUUGGUGACAUCUGCACCAUUUGCGGGUCGAGAGGCUGCAGGUUGGCGCAACAAGUUCACCCUUGCUGGUCUGGCUCUGGCCGCCUUUGACCUCUAUAUCGUCGCGACCGUGGAUCCUGUACAGACUGCCCCGGCGGCCGUGCGGGCAGGUAUUCUUCCACCUUCUAGUCUGUAUCAUCAGAUUACAUUGUUGCGCCCCUUGGCGUUUGCUAUUUUUGAUGCUGCCUGUGCAUCUUUAAUCUACGUGUCGGCCACAAACCGUUUAUUCUUCACGCCACCAUCGCAGACUGACCAACUGGAGCAACUGGUGUCGGCAUCGCUAUCUUCUCUCGGUGGGGCCAGCUCGAAGCUGCAUGCCUUGAGUGUUACACGGAAUGCGGUGGUGAGAGAUAGAGUGCUGAAGGAUCGGGACGAUGACUACUGGCGAACAGUCGUUGCGAUGAAUGGGGAGAAUUCUGGUGCUGGGAAUGGAGAGACGAAUGUUUGGGAAGAAGAAGAGGUGGUGCGAGCCAUGUCCCAGGCGAUGGCGGGACAAGGAAAUGUAGAUUUGGCCAAAGUGGGCGUUGCUGUGAGCGAAUAUGUCAACGGAGUGACAGCAGGGUUGGAAGGGGCCGAUGAGCUCCGUGAUAAAUGAUGCUGUAUAGUGUUGAGCUUUGUCUAGUUAUUCUAAUGCCACCUAGUCUGGAGCAUACGAAACAAAUAUAAGAUAGAAUUCAUAUAUCUGUGGCACAUGCCCCU